Alnus glutinosa is the source of this 1742-nucleotide messenger RNA. Its product is annotated as phospholipase A1-IIgamma-like. The transcript is spliced from 2 exons. The record is from RefSeq and is a predicted model, not a curated record. Bases 195 to 1430 code for a protein of 411 amino acids. NCBI's taxonomy places the organism in Eukaryota, Viridiplantae, Streptophyta, Magnoliopsida, Fagales, Betulaceae. Gene Ontology annotation, molecular function: glycerophospholipid phospholipase A1 activity. Gene Ontology annotation, biological process: lipid metabolic process.
UGUCUGCUAGUGCAUCAGCCAGCUGUCCUCGUUUUUUUCACUAGCACAGGCACCAAUCGCACACUUUCUCCCGUUACAUGCCUCAUCCCCAAACAUGCCCUUAUAAAUUCUAGACGUUUGCAUAGGGAUGAGGCAUGCACGCAUUAAGAAUCAAUUAUCACCAGUGUGCCUUCUGCAAAAGCUAGAAAAGAAUCAUGAGUAACAUAGCAACGAAAUGGAGGGCUCUGAGCGGCGAGGAUGACUGGGAAGGCUUGCUAGAUCCUCUCGACCUUGAUCUCCGCCGGUAUAUCAUUCACUACGGUGAAAGGGUUCAAGCUAUUUAUGACGCCUUCAUUGGCGACGAGAAGUCUAAGAAUUGUGGACUUUCUCGCUAUGCCAAGAGACACUUGUUCUCCAAGGUGGGCUUAGAAAAAGGUAAUCCAUAUAACUAUAAAGUGACAAAAUAUUUCUAUGCUACAGCAGAUAUCUCAAGCAGCAGCGGCUUCAUCAAGAAGUCCAUAUAUGUUGAUCCACCGGCUGGAGAUUCAAAUUGGAUUGGGUACGUUGCGGUGACGACAGAUACUGAAACCACCGUGUUAGGCAGGAGGGACAUUUUGAUUUCUUGGAGGGGAACUCAGGGGAAAGAGUGGUGUAAUAAUGUGGCGUUCGAUUUGGCCUCAGCUUCUGCAAUACUUGGAAAGGAGCAUGAUCCUAAGGUACACCGUGGUUGGUACUCCAUGUACACUAUGGCUCACGCGGGUUCCGCGUACAAUUCCACUAGUUGUAGAGAGCAGGUGCUAAACGAGGUAAGAAAACUUUUGGACGAUUACAAGGAUGAGGAAGUGAGCAUUACUGUAACCGGCCACAGCUUGGGCGCUGCAAUGGCAACUCUGAAUGCCGUCGACAUUGUUUACAAUGGAUAUAACCUCAAGCCCGACGGUAUUUCUGAGACGAGCACAGAUGAGCCAAUCAAGGACUGUCUCGUCACAGUCUUUGUGUUUGGUGUGCCCCGAGUCGGGGAUGAAGGAUUUCGCAAAGUAUUCACUGAUCUCAAAAACCUUCAUGUCUUACGCGUCAAUAAUAAGAACGAUGUUGUCCCCUCCCUGCCUCCGUUUCUCCCAUACGUAGAUGUGGGAAAGGAGUUCAUAAUUGAUACAAGCAAAUCGCCCUACUUAAAACAUCUUGCUAUUGAUCUCUACGCCCAUAACAUGGAAGUUUAUUUGCAUGGAAUUGCAGGAACACAUGGGGUAGAUGGGGAAUUUAAAUUGGAAGUGAAUCGUGAAAUUGCACUUGUAAACAAGGAGUCGGAUGCUCUAAAAGAUGACCUUCCUGUUCCUGUACUUGAUAAUUGGUGGACUACGAAGAACAAGUCUAUGGUCCAAAACGACGACGGCUCUUGGGUUUUGAUGGAUCAUGAGAGUGAUGAUAACGAUACAAUCAUCACUCUUUAGAAAAUUGCGCGAGGUAGCCUUUGCGCACGUCCGUGGUAAAUAAAGCCACCGGUUUGGCUAGCCAUGCAUGUCACUGUAUUUUAAUCUUAAUGUACUAAACAAAGAGAGAUUAGACUAGUGAUGAUAAUCUAAUCUCUUCACAAAUAAAGGUGUGAGCUCUACAUGCGCACAUAUAUAAUAAAUAAAUUAAGCCACCAGUACGUUUGGCUGGCCAUGUCACGUAUUUUAAUCUUAAUGUACUAAUUAAAAAAUUAGAGAGAUAAUCUUAUCUCUCCAUAAUAAAGUUGUGAGCUUUGUCUCUUUUUUGGGUUU